Messenger RNA from Phoenix dactylifera (date palm), 2235 nucleotides. RefSeq names its product cysteine--tRNA ligase, chloroplastic/mitochondrial. Gene Ontology annotation, biological process: cysteinyl-tRNA aminoacylation. Lineage: Eukaryota; Viridiplantae; Streptophyta; Magnoliopsida; Arecales; Arecaceae. Gene Ontology annotation, cellular component: cytoplasm. The record is from RefSeq and is a predicted model, not a curated record. Gene Ontology annotation, molecular function: cysteine-tRNA ligase activity; ATP binding.
CAUCAGCCGCCGGAAUGAGCGAAGAAGAGUAGAGAACCAGAGAUAGAGAGAGAAUGGGAACCGCGUCGCUGAAGCGCUACUGCCUCCUCCUCCCCUCCGCCUCCUCCCCCUUCUCUACCGCGAGGACGAGAUCCCGACUCCCCUCGCCAUCUCUCCUUCCUUCUCUUCUCCUCCAAUCGAGGAAGACGCGGCCCUCGUCCUUCUCCCAAGCCCUCUGCUCCUCCUCCUCCUCCUCUUCCCCCUCCCCCCAUUCCCCACCCCCCUCCACUGAUGACGCCGCCGGAACGGGGCCGAUUCCUGCCAGAUCGAAGCCCUCCGCCGAGCUCUAUCUCUAUAACACCAUGACCAAACGGAAAGAACUCUUCCGGACGCGGGUCCCCGGGAAGGUGGGCAUGUACGUGUGCGGCGUCACUGCCUACGACCUCAGCCACAUCGGCCACGCUCGGGUCUACGUAACCUUCGACGUCCUCUACCGAUAUUUCCAGUAUUUGAAAUAUGAAGUCUGCUAUGUGCGGAACUUCACUGAUGUUGAUGACAAGAUAAUUAUUAGAGCAAAUGAACUUGGGGAAGAUCCUCUAACUCUGAGCAGCCGCUAUUGUGAUGAGUUCCUUACUGACAUGGCUUCUCUUCAAUGCUUGCCUCCAACUGUCCAACCACGUGUUUCUGAUCACAUGAACCAGAUUAUAGAUAUGAUUAAGAAGAUUAUUGAUAAUGGUUGUGCCUACAGAAUCGAUGGGGAUGUUUACUUUUCUGUUGACAAAUUCCCUACUUAUGGCCGAUUAUCUGGACGGAAACUAGAAGAUAAUCGAGCAGGAGAAAGGGUUGCUGUGGAUUCAAGGAAGAAAAAUCCUGCUGAUUUUGCUUUGUGGAAAUCUGCAAAGGCUGGGGAGCCAUAUUGGGAGAGCCCAUGGGGACCAGGAAGGCCAGGAUGGCACAUAGAAUGCAGUGCCAUGAGUGCAGCUUAUCUAGGACACUCAUUUGAUAUACAUGGUGGAGGGAUGGACCUUGUGUUCCCGCACCAUGAAAAUGAAAUUGCACAGAGUUGUGCUGCCUGUAGCAACAGUAGCAUAAGUUACUGGAUACAUAAUGGCUUUGUCACUGUGAAUGAAGAAAAAAUGUCAAAAUCACUUAAAAAUUUCUUCACUAUCCGUGAGGUCUUAGAGCUGUACCAUCCACUGGCAUUGAGGCUUUUCUUAAUUGGCACACAUUAUCGGUCUCCGAUCAAUUACUCAAGAGUGCAUAUUGAUGCUGCAUCUGAUCGUUUAUUUUACAUCUAUCAGACCUUAUGUGAUUGUGAAGAAAUUUUGAGCCAGCAUGGUGCAAGAAAUCUGAAGGAUUCUAUACCACCUGAUAUCCUGAACUGCAUCCAAAAGUUUCUUGCUGAUUUUGAGAACUCAAUUUCAGAUGAUCUGCUCACUCCUGUUGUAUUAGCUGGCCUCUCUGAACCUUUAAAAACCAUCAAUGAUCUUCUACAUACUCGUAAGGGAAAGAAACAGAACCUUAGAAUAGAGUCCAUUUUUGCUCUUGAAAAGGAAAUAAGGAAUGUUUUGAAUGUUCUAGGAUUGAUGCCUCCAAGUUAUCAUCAGGUAUUGCAGCAGUUGAGAGAGAAGGCUCUGCGGAGAGCUGGACUUACAGAAGAGGAAGUUCUGCAGAAAAUCGAAGAAAGGAGUUUGGCACGAAAAACUAAACAGUACGAGAGAUCUGAUCAGAUCAGAAAACAGUUAUCUGCUGUGGGAAUCGCCCUGAUGGAUGGCCCUGAUGGAACAUCUUGGAGGCCCAGUGUGCCUCUUGCUUUCCAAGAGCACGCCGUUUCAACUUGAUUUAUCAUUAAGUUUUCCAUCAUCGGACAUAACCACUUGGCCGCCUCAAUUCAAGUUCUUUUAACUGAGAUGAUGUUGUGGUCGAAAGGCUGACAGUUCCCAAGUCACUGCAACUGAGGUUCAGCAAAGUCGGAGCGAUAUGGUGCAGAGUCGAAGCUGACAAGCUCGCCAAAGCUACUGCCGGUUUGGACCAUAUAUCUUUGAUGGCUUGAUUCAUAUUUAACUGUCUCACUGUAUCUUUAUUUGUUAAGUGGAAAGAACUAGUUGACCUAUAGUUUAUUGGCUGCCUGUACUUGUUGAAGCAGCGCCUUUCUGGUGUUUGCUUUGUUGUAGGUGCGAAUUCUUAUCUAACUGCAACUCCAUAAUGCAAUCUAAAUGCUGCAAUAUGAGAUAUGACGAUAUCGACUGUGGAUCA